This is a messenger RNA of Protopterus annectens (West African lungfish), 1885 nucleotides long. It is a transcript of the gene ALDOB, whose product is annotated as aldolase, fructose-bisphosphate B. The record is from RefSeq and is a predicted model, not a curated record. Gene Ontology annotation, cellular component: cytosol. Bases 140 to 1246 code for a protein of 368 amino acids. Gene Ontology annotation, molecular function: fructose-1-phosphate aldolase activity; fructose-bisphosphate aldolase activity. Gene Ontology annotation, biological process: fructose 1,6-bisphosphate metabolic process; glycolytic process. The transcript has 9 exons. Lineage: Eukaryota; Metazoa; Chordata; Ceratodontiformes; Protopteridae.
UCUCCCUCUCACCAAGAGGAACACUAGAAAAAGCAGAGGUUGUUUAAGAAUCCUGCACACUUGUUUGGCUCCACCCCACAGAAAACAGCUCAGUUUUCUAGUUCAUCAUUGUGCUUCAGGAAAAAAAAAGCCAGCCGCCAUGACGCAUCCCUUCCCAAGUUUAACUCCAGAACAGAAGAAGGCUCUGUCAGACAUAGCACAGAAAAUUGUGGCAGAAGGAAAGGGUAUCCUGGCUGCUGAUGAGUCUGUUGGCACAAUGGGCAACAGACUAAAGAAGAUCUCCGUGGAAAAUACUGAGGAAAACCGACGAGCCUUCCGUGAGCUGCUUUUCACAUCUGCUUCUGCCACUGCUACCAAAAUGUCAGAUUCUGUCGGCGGGAUCAUUUUUUUCCAUGAGACUCUGUAUCAGUCAACAAAGGAUGGCGUUCUUUUCAGAAAGCUUGUUCAAGAUCAAAAUGUUGUUGUGGGAAUAAAGGUUGACAAAGGCACAGCUGUUUUGGCAGGCACGGAUGGGGAGACAACAACUCAAGGGUUGGAUGGCUUGGCUGAGAGGUGUGCUCAGUACAAGAAAGAUGGAGCAGACUUUGCAAAAUGGCGCUGUGUAUUGAAGAUUUCAGAUCCAUGUCCGUCAUCUCUGGCAAUCAUGGAAAAUGCCAAUGUUUUGGCACGCUAUGCCAGUAUCUGCCAGCAGAAUGGACUUGUGCCCAUUGUCGAACCAGAAAUUUUGCCUGAUGGGGACCAUGAUCUUCUUCGAUGUCAGCAUGCUACAGAAAAGGUACUCUCUGCUGUCUAUAAGGCUCUUAACGAUCAUCAUGUCUACUUGGAAGGCACACUUUUGAAACCCAAUAUGGUAACUCCUGGUCAUUCCUGUACAAAGAAAUACACCCCUGAGGAAAUUGGUUUUGCAACAGUCACUGCUCUUCGCCGCACUGUUCCUGCUGCUGUACCAGGUAUCUGCUUUCUCUCUGGAGGUCAGAGUGAGGAGGAGGCCUCCUUGAACCUUGAUGCCAUCAACAAGUGCCCACUGCAUAAACCCUGGAAACUGACCUUUUCCUAUGGCCGGGCUCUACAGGCUUCUGCCUUGGCUGCCUGGAGUGGCAAGAAAGAGAAUGUCAAGGCUGGACAACAGGCUUUCUGCAAACGAGCCCAGAUUAACAGCUUAGCUUCCAGGGGAAAGUAUGCUCCAAGUGGUGAUUCAGAUACUUCUGCGUCCCAGUCACUGUUCACAGCCAGUUAUGUGUACUAAGAAAGAGAGUGUGUCCUCUACACUGCCUUCAACUACAAAGCAAGCACAGUCCAGGUCAUAUCAUCAUUACACCCUUCUAUGAAAAUACCAUACUGUAACAUCAUCAGACAGUUCUGUGAGAAGACAAUAUAAAAAUUUUAAGACUGCACUUUAUUAAAUUGAAACAUUCCUCUAAACUGGAAUUUUCUAUUUCUGAAAGCUUUCCAAAAUCUUGAGGGAACAUGUAGGAACAGAGCAACUUUUAGUCUCAUCUGUUCAGUAUAAGUAGUGGGCCAAAUUUUUCAGUCUUUGUGUCUCAUGUGCCUUAAGGAACUGUAUGAGAAAUGAGAGAAUCUAUGUGAUUAUUUUCUCCAUUCCUGACUCCUCUUUCUAUCUCAGUGUCUUCUCUGGAAACAUGAAAGUAUUUUUGACUCAGAAGGUUAUUGGCUUUCUGAUUAGUACUGAACUGUCAAAGAAUGUUUAUUUCUGACAUUGAAAUAAAAACUACAAAAGUAAAGUUGUAGUUGAAGUAAAAAGUUCAAAGUAAAGUUGAAGUCAAGGAAGUUGACGAAAACGCAGGGUGUCUGUAUGUAUUAAGGCGUUCAUGUUCUUCUAGUGCUUAUUUGGCCUGUGGAUUGCAAUAAAGUUCCUUGGACUGUU